CUCAAAUAAAUGCUCAACGAUGGCACACCAUUUUAUUAAUACUGUUCAUAACGCAUAUUAAAGUCUUAAACAAAAACUAUUUAACACUGUUAAACUUGAACAUUUUUUGCAUUAAAGAUUUAUGCAUAAAAUAUUUAUGCAUAGUGCAGUUUAUCCAGUACAUUACACAUCCUUGGCCAAGGCUUCAAAAGGAGCAUUUGAAUCACGUCCAAUCUGAAAAAUAUCCAUCGUACUAGCGAGCUGGUGCCUCCUGCAUUCAUGAACAGUGAUCCCAUCUUGCUCCCACUGCAUGUCAUCCUCUGUGCUAUCCAUGGAAUGGGCUAGCAGGGGGUAGUCUUGGAGCACACACGCUGAAAACAUCCUACACGACAACUUGGAGCACCAUGUCACAGCCAGGCGAAGUUAAAAAGAAGAAGCGCCCACCCAUGAAGGAGGAGGACCUGAAGGGGGCCCGCAGCAAACUGGGCCUGAAGGGGGAAGUCAAGAGUAAGACCUAUGAGGUCAUGGCGGAGUGCGAGCGGAUGGGCAAAGUUGCGCCAUCGGUGUUCAGCAAUGUCAGGACAGGGACCGAGACAUCCCUGGGCAAGCCUGCUGCCAAAAGCCCAGGAGCCAGCGUGUUCAAUAAGUAGCUCGUCAUUGCUUUCAAAUACUCUGCGUAGUCUCGUCCCUGUUUUUUCAUAGUUUUCUCAUGGUGUUUUCCUUUUUAUAUUGCAAUUGGUAGCAGAAGUUCAGUAUGUUGUAUAUUGACAAAACAGGACCUUAUUUAAUCAGCUGAUGCACUUUGCAAUUUGCACAGUGUAUCAACCUUGGUGAAUGAGUCACACAAUGGGCUCUCAGUCAAUACUUGCUACUAAUUUUCUGCUCCCUUUUUCUGCUCCUAUUCUUUUUCAGUUUUGCUAAAUAAAAAUAUUCUUGUAAGUUAAAACUAAUUUUCUCUUAUUGGUUAAAAUAUUAGUCCACAAACACUCUAAUCAUUGACUGACUCUUAUGUUCUUGUGAGUGGAAGUUAUUUUCAAAGGAACUGUCAAAUAAUGACCUCCCCUCUUUAAAGGUACGUUCUAGCAAGCAUGCCUCACACAAAUGAAGCCAUAAAAUUCAAA
Syngnathoides biaculeatus (alligator pipefish) is the source of this 1100-nucleotide messenger RNA. RefSeq names its product musculoskeletal, embryonic nuclear protein 1b (gene mustn1b). Lineage: Eukaryota; Metazoa; Chordata; Actinopteri; Syngnathiformes; Syngnathidae. Gene Ontology annotation, cellular component: nucleus. The transcript has 4 exons. The record is from RefSeq and is a predicted model, not a curated record. Gene Ontology annotation, biological process: chondrocyte differentiation; chondrocyte proliferation; tissue regeneration. Bases 384 to 629 code for a protein of 81 amino acids.